GAUUCCGUUAUCCGUUCUUGAUACACAAUACGUCGUUGUGUUGUGAGUCCUCACGCAAAUUGCACAGCAAUUUGUAUCCAUCAGCGAACCGAUAUCGAUACACCUUGGUGUGAGCAAAAUCUCUCUUUGGGAUUGAUAAGACCUGUUCAAAUCGCCGAGAUCGUCAUGGAUUUAUUGGGAUCCAUCCUGAAAUCUAUGGAUAAACCGCCUACAAUCAGCGACAAGCAGAAAGCCCUCAGGAAAAAACAACAAGAAGAAUAUGAGAAACGAAAGAGAGCCGAGGCGGAAAAAUUGAAGAGCUUUCGAGAACAGAUCGAAGACACGAUUAAUAAGUUUCUGCAAGAUGAUGGCGCAAAGGAACACAAAUUUCCUGUAAUGGACCACAUACACAGGAGCAUUGUUCACGAUGUAGCGGAAGUAGCAAAUGUUUUGGCAUAUUCUUUUGGCGAAGAAGAUGUUGACCGGCACAUUGUGCUCUUCAAAAGAGAACACGCACCUUCCGAAGAUCAAUUAAACACACUGCGCAAAGGCGAAGAAUGGAACGAGGAAGUUGCAGAAAAAUUAAAAGAGGAGAGAGAGAGAAAAGCAAAGGAAGAGGCGGAGUAUCAAAAAUCUAGGAAGCGAAAGGAGGAUUUUGUGCCCAACAGCUUUUAUAAAGAUAAGUAUCAACAUUUAAUUGGCAAGGAGGCCGCCUUGGAAGCUGCCAGGAAAACAGAAGCUAACAGCAAUUACGGAUUUGUUCCCAGUGAAAAUAAAAAGGACCAAAGAAGUAUAGAACAAACUCUGGCUGACAUACGCGCUAAGAAGAGGAAACUGGAAAUGAAUAAAGAAAGUAACAGUUGCGGCGACAGUACAAAAUAGUGCUAUUGUAUAAAUAAUCAUAGGCAUAUACAUAAAUUAUCUAUGUCCAA
Molecule: messenger RNA, 911 nt
Organism: Pseudomyrmex gracilis
Lineage: Eukaryota; Metazoa; Arthropoda; Insecta; Hymenoptera; Formicidae
Product: sperm-associated antigen 7 homolog
Exons: 5
Coding region: 166-861 (231 amino acids)
Molecular function (GO): nucleic acid binding
Source: RefSeq, a predicted model, not a curated record